AACAUAUGGAUAGAAAUGUACCUGAUACAGCAAAUAAGGAUGUCCAGGAUACCGUUACUUCUUCUGAAUCGCUACAACUGAUAGAUUUUUUGGCAACAAAGGUGGAAGAAGCCAAAGAUCAAAUGAUAACUUGUUGUGAGGAAGUGAAUGUUAAAAUGCAAGAUCAGGACAAUAUUACAAAGUUAAACAGUGAUGAUGUCAACCCAGAGUUAGUUAGUUCUCAUGAAACAAUAGAAACAGAAACCAGUUUACAAGUAAGCAUUUGUGAAAAGGAAAUGCCUGAGAAACAUGUCACAUGUAUAACAGACAACAACGGUGUGAAUGGCUCAGAAAAGAGAGAACUCUCUUUAGAAUUAUUUAAAUGUCCAUUUGUUGAGAACAGUGGCAUUACAUGUGCCAAAAAAGGGAUGACUGACCAUACCGAAGACACUCCAAAUGAAGAAAAACAUCUGAGUAGUUUGAACAUAGAUAUGGAGCAAAAUACAGCCACCCAAGAUAUCACAGGUGAUAUCAAAGAAGCAAGAGCAAAAAGUGAAAGGAGGAAAGAAGAUCUUGUUGAAAGCAUGGCCUCCAAAGGGGACAGCAUAACUCUGCUCCCACUAAUGACAAAUUUAUCAGUUUCUCCACUUGGAGAACAGAGCAACUGUAUAUGUACAAAUAAUGAAGAUGCGCAGGGGAAUUCUGAUGCCAGGGAAGGAGACCAGUGCCCUCAUUUCCCAACUGGGAAAACUGAAAAAGAAGAAAACAUUUGCAGCACUACCAACAUUUCUGAACCUGGAGCCACUAGAUGUAGCUCCCUAACUGGAGAAAAAGCCACAGAUCAGUCCAGUCUGUGGAUGUGUGGCAAACCCAUAGAACAAAGUGAUGCAGAUAAAACUAGGAAAGACAGCAGCCCUCAUCAGAUAGAUACAUUUGUGGCAGAGCAAAACAGCACCAAAGAACAAGAUAUUAUUUGGAAAGAUUCGCCAGAAAUUCAGCCUGUGAACAUUUAUUUGGAAAAGGAAGGAGAACCAAAAUGUGAACGGAUCCUGCAACCAGAAGGGGAUAUUAUAUCUGACAGCAGAAGAUUCUCUGUGCAAGAUAUUACUAGCAAUGAAGAGAGGCAGAUGAUUGAAAGCGAAGCUGGAAUGAAAGCAUCACCAGCAAAGAGCACCACUGUCUCACCUGACCCAAAAGCUGAAGUCCUGCUGACCGAAGAAGAAAAAGAAAAGAGCUGUGAGAAUUUGCUAUCUAAUAUAAAUCAAUCAAAAACUGCUGCGUGUAAUUUGAUACCCAAUAAAAUCAUGGAAUCAAUAUCAAAUACAGAUGUUGCCCAACAGAAUUUCACCAAAAUUCCCAAGACAGAAGAAACAACAAUGGAAAACGCUCAUUUUUCCACUGACAUCCAUAUCAAUAGAAAACAAGAAAUAGUAACAUGUGUGGAAAACAAAAGCAUGCUCAUAACUGUACAAAGUGGCUUUUCCUCUGCAGAGGCUCUUCCAGUACUGGAGAGAGUGGAUGAUUCUGGUAGAGAAACAAAUGCUGAUCCAGAAGCCCAAAGCAGUCACCUCACAUCAAGGGCAGGUGGAUGUGCUCCCAGUGAUCUUGACACUGUGGGCCAAGCAUCUACUUCAUACACAGAUUCUCGUUCUCUAGAUGUGGAAUUUCUGCCUGACAGCCAGUUACAGGGCAUUUUUGAAAGUCACAGCCUUGAAUAUCCACCCCAUAAGGCAUCCAUUCUAGAUGAUCCACAUAAACAUUCCAAGAAUAAAAGUGAUAUGUUUUCAGCAGAAGAACAAAGUGGAACCAAAACACCAGCCCCAGCUCCUCACAAAACCAAUCCAAACAAUGUCAAGGAUCAAGUGACAGAAAGGAUUUGUGAUUCAUCCAGGCAAGAGGAUGCAACAGAUGUUGUUUGUGGACUGAUUAAAGAGCUCUCUAAUCUCAAUCGGCUGACUAUGAGUAUGCACAGGGAUUUGGACUCCUUCAAGAGAUUGAAGUUCCGGAGAAACAGACAAUCUGGCAAGCUUCUGCCUCACAACAAUAUGACAAGUACACCGAGUCUACUGAGAAAAAAGAGAGAGCUAUAGCUUGUGAAUAUUAUUGUUUACUUUAAAAUUUAUUCACUCACUAAUGCCAUUUUCUUCAGCUUUGUCUAGCAGGGUGGUUGUGACACAUAUUUGCAUUGAAAGAGACCACUGCUGCAGAAUAAAAUGA
Sceloporus undulatus (fence lizard) is the source of this 2196-nucleotide messenger RNA. It is a transcript of the gene BRME1, whose product is annotated as break repair meiotic recombinase recruitment factor 1. The coding region runs from base 6 to 2069 and encodes 687 amino acids. Lineage: Eukaryota; Metazoa; Chordata; Lepidosauria; Squamata; Phrynosomatidae. The record is from RefSeq and is a predicted model, not a curated record. Gene Ontology annotation, biological process: double-strand break repair involved in meiotic recombination. The transcript has 4 exons.